This is a messenger RNA of Labrus mixtus (cuckoo wrasse), 2463 nucleotides long. It is a transcript of the gene tmc4, whose product is annotated as transmembrane channel-like 4. NCBI's taxonomy places the organism in Eukaryota, Metazoa, Chordata, Actinopteri, Labriformes, Labridae. Gene Ontology annotation, molecular function: mechanosensitive monoatomic ion channel activity. Gene Ontology annotation, cellular component: plasma membrane. The record is from RefSeq and is a predicted model, not a curated record. The transcript has 16 exons. Bases 1 to 2157 code for a protein of 718 amino acids.
AUGGACAGUCACCCACCGAUACAAGACCCAAGGAGGGUUUACGACGACAAUGAAGUCAGUUCUCUUGACACACAUUGCUUGAUACUUUUCUGGACUGUUCUUCUGUCUUUCUCUCAUCCGCUCACAGGCGACCAGCAGUCACUACGGUUAAGACAGGUUCCAUCUCAAGUGUCCAAUCAGAAUUACCCCCAGUUCAAUUGGAGCUCAACCCCAGCUGAGGAGGAUGAGGAGGGCACUAGUGGUCUGUCCCAGGACCUUAAGAGCAGCCCUCUACCGAUGGCACUGAAGAGAGCCGUACGGCAGGUGAAACAAAUGCAGAUCCCUGUGGUUUCCAAGAGGGAUUCCUGGAGACAGAAGAAUGCAAAGACUCUGCGUAAACUUAAAAACAAUGCCAGAGAAUUCAUCUACAUUUUUGCCCUGUGGAACAAGUCGCUACAAAAGAUUGGAGGGAACUUCGGCGGGGGCGUCCAGUCCUAUUUCCUUCUGCUGCGAUUCUUGGUGUUGCUCAAUUUUGUUUCCUUUUUACUGAUCGCAGGUUUUGUCAUCAUCCCCAGCAUCGUCUUCAGAUCUGUUGGGGACAGUCUUGUUAACACGACUGGUCCAGAGGAAUGUAUGCAGUAUGAACCUAAUCCUCAAGGCUUGGUGGUGUUCUAUAAUUACUUCCUUGAUGUACUUUCGGGAACGGGUUUUUUGGAGUAUUCUUACCUGUUUUACGGCUACUACAACAACACAAUGGUGAACAGCAGCUUCUCCUACAACAUCCCACUGGCUUAUCUUUUCACUGCCAUCUUCUACUUCUUCUUUUGUCUCGUUUGUAUCACAGCACGCAUGGGGACUGCAGCUCGAGUUGCUGUGGCAACAGGAGGCAGCGCUGUAGGCAACUACAGCAUGAUAGUAUUCACCAGCUGGGACUAUGGUUGCCUGGGAGACCGAGCUACCAAACUGAAGCAGAAAAACAUCAACUACCAGCUACAGGUGGAUCUGGGGGAGGAGAUCAUGAAGAAGAAGAUAGCGUCUCUGACUUUAUCCAAGAGGAUAGUUUUAUACUCUCUUCGUGUUAUGAUGGGCUUUUUUUCAUUAGGUCUCAUCGGAGCAGCCUUCUACCUCAUCUUUUGGGUCACUGACUUCAGCCAGAAACAGGCUACGAGUGGACAGGACGGGAUCCUGGGUUUGGUUUAUGAGUAUUUACCUUCCAUUGUCAUCACCGCUGGAAACUUCGUGGUGCCGCUACUGUGUGACCAGAUUGCAUUAAUAGAGCGAUACUCCCCCAGCAACACCGUCAUAAUGGCACUAUUAAGGGCGGUGUUUCUUCGGCUGGUGAGUCUGGGUGUCCUCCUCUUCACCCUAUGGCGUCAGAUCACCUGCGAGGGGAAAAAAAGUCAAAGUGAAAGUUGUACACUGUGCCAUUACAACCAUGAUCUCUACCAGUGCUGGGAAACACGAGUGGGGCAGGAGAUGUACAAGCUGACACUGUUUGACCUUCUCAUCAACAUUGCUGUGCUCAUCCUGGUGGAGUUUCCACGCAGGAUGGUGGUGGACAACUGGUCCAAUAAGCUGACCCAACGGGUGGGCCGACAGGAGUUUGUAGUUUCCUCCAACGUGCUUGAGCUAGUUUAUAGUCAGACUGUGGUUUGGACUGGAGCUCUGUAUUGUCCUCUGCUGCCACUUAUCAACACCAUCAAGUUUGUCAUCUUCUUCUACUGCAAGAGGAUGACGCUUUUCUAUAAUUGUCGACCAGCGCUUAAGACUUUUCGCUCCACCACCUCCACCUUCUUUUUCCUGGUGGUGCUCCUGUUUGGUGGGGGCCUUGCCACAGUUGUCAUGGUGUAUAGUCUUGCUGAGAUCCAUCCUUCUUAUGGUUGUGGUCCUUUCCGUUUCUUCCCCAGCAUGUGGGCAAUUGUUCCAGCCUCUUUCGACGGUCUCUCUGAAACUACAAAGGAGUUUCUCUUCUUCAUUGGUUCCCAAUCAUUCUCCAUCCCUCUGUUCGUGUUAUUUUGUGUGGUGAUGUGUUAUUUCGUAGCAUUAGCCUCUGUCUAUGGGAAAACUGUCGCCCUGCUAAGAGCACAGCUUAAACUGGAGGGUCGUGACAAGCAGUUCUUGGUCAAGCAGAUUGAGGAGCUGAGUAGAAAACUACAGAUACCAGAUCACACUACAUGAGUACUGAGCAGAUAACAGGGACUGUGUUUGAUUUUUGACGUUCAAAAUAAUGUAAAAGUAUGAUGUAGUUCUUAACAAAGCAGAGAAGUGUUCUAUGAAAAAUGUUAAUAAAAAUAUUUUAGCCUAGGUACAUUUUAACAUUUUCUACCUAAUUUAAUGGUUUAAGGUAAUUACAGAAGGCCAUGCCAUAAUACAUUUAAGGUGUUAUUGUUGUAAAUAAAUACGUUUUACCACUUUGCCUGUCCAAGAAAUAGUGUUGAAUGAUUUUUUUUUCAUUUGAAGAAUAAAAUUAGGAAUUAUAGCCCC